This is a messenger RNA of Schistosoma turkestanicum, 417 nucleotides long. Lineage: Eukaryota; Metazoa; Platyhelminthes; Trematoda; Strigeidida; Schistosomatidae. The record is from the annotation of a GenBank genome assembly.
CACACAUGUUACUCUGAAUGCAUCUUAAGCGGAUAGAAACAAUUCAAGAAAAACGUGAACUGAGUCAUAUUAACGCAACAGUUGAGAGGUCUUUUGAAUGUUUGCUUCUUCCAUGCUAGAGAGUUUCACAUGAUUGUUUUAACGUUUUGUUUAUUCAUUUUGAGAAUAAGUCUAGUCACUUCAGGAAACUUUGAUGAGCUCAUUCUCAUCGAUCAGCCCGAGUUGUUAUCAAGAAUACCAUCCAGCCGGUCGUGGGAUCUGAUUCUUCAAAACCCUUAUGAGGGUGCAGUGGAAAUUUCUGAAUCACCUGUAGAUCAAUUCCAAAUACUUAUAAACAUAAGUGGUAACCAACCAAAUGAUCACGAGAAACUGAAAUAUCGUCUGAGAAGUACAGAAGAUUCACUUUUUGUUGAACUG